AUCUUUCUAGUACCGCCAGUUAACAGGCCCCCUCUGGCCUGUAUGGGGUUCACGCCCUAGAAAGUCCUCACAGGUGUGAGUGCCCAGCGGCGGCAGUCCACAGCAAGGAGUCUGAGCGGGCCAGAGCAGGACGUCACUCGCUCCCAGGCUGUCAGCAAGGAAAAGCCUGGGGUCCUGAACUGCCUCUUGCGUCACAGCAGGAUUAAAGACAUGUGGUUUCCAAGGAGAUGCUCGAGUGACUUCUAAGGUUCCAUUGGAAGGAUCAGGGUAUAUCUCAAGGUGCUGCCUGCAGGAGCCUGCAAGGAGAUGAAGGCCAAGCAGGUCAAGGUGAAGUGAUUCCCUAAGCAGCCAGAAGCAGCAGCAUCAAGGAGUUUUGUCUAGGACGAAAGGCAGAGAAUACAUUACAUUCACUUUCCAUACUGGGGAAGUUCUGGAAGGGUUUACUGCAGUAGUGCGCCUGCGCAGUUGGUCUCCACCAAGUCGCCCGCUUUCUCCGGUCCGGCUAGCAGGGGGCGCUGUGAGCAGACUCCCGCCUACCGGCCGCCGACCGCGACCAUGGUCUCCAAGUCCGACCAACUGCUCAUCGUCGUGUCCAUCCUAGAAGGUCGCCAUUUCCCCAAACGUCCAAAACAUAUGCUUAUAGUAGAAGCAAAGUUUGAUGGAGAGCAGUUGGCUACUGAUCCUGUGGACCAUACAGACCAGCCAGAAUUUGCUACUGAGUUAGCCUGGGAAAUUGACAGGAAAGCACUUCAUCAGCACAGGCUACAGCGUACUCCUAUCAAACUGCAAUGUUUUGCCUUGGAUCCUUCAACUUCAGCCAGAGAAACUGUUGGUUACGUUGUUCUAGACUUAAGAACUGCUCAAGAAACAAAGCAGGCACCAAAAUGGUACCAGUUGCUGAGUAAUAAAUACACUAAGUUCAAGUCUGAGAUACAGAUAAGCAUUGCUUUGGAAACAGACACGAAGGCACCAGUGGACAGUUUUAAAGCAAAGGGAGCCCCUCCUCGUGAUGGAAAAGUACCUGCCAGCCUGUCUGGACUUGACCCAAAGGACAUCGUGGCAGUGCUGAAUGAGGAGGGAGGCUACCAUCAGAUCGGACCAGCAGGGUACUGUACUGACUUCUUCAUCAUGUCAGUGACCAUAGCAUUCGCCACCCAGUUGGAGCAGUUAAUUCCAUGUACCAUGAAACUUCCAGAAAGACAGCCUGAAUUUUUCUUUUAUUAUUCUUUACUGGGAAAUGAUGUUACAAAUGAACCCUUCAGUGAUUUGAUCAACCCAAACUUUGAGCCAGAGAGAGCAUCUGUUCGUAUACGGAGCAGUAUAGAAAUUCUUCGUGUUUACCUAACUCUUCAUUCUAAACUACAGAUCCAUCUCUGCUGUGGAGAUCAGUCACUUGGAAGUACAGAAAUACCCUUAACAGGACUACUGAAAAAGGGUAGUACAGAAAUCAACCAUCGCCCAGUCACAGUUGAGGGUGCUUUUACCCUUGACCCUCCAAACCGAGCCAAACAAAAGCUUGCACCUAUUCCUGUGGAGCUGGCCCCCACUGUGGGAGUGUCUGUGGCUCUGCAGAGAGAAGGCAUGGAUGCCCAGUCUUUAAUUGAAUUAAAGACCCAGAACGAACAUGAGCCACACCAUUCAAAGAAGAGAGUUUUAACCCCCAUAAAGGAGAACACACAUACUGGGCCACAGUCACCAAGCGAGUCCCCUGUUCCACCUCACAACCAGUCACCUCCAACAAAAGACGAUGCAACAGAAAGUGAAGUGGAAAGCUUACUGUAUGAUAAGGACACAAAACUCAAUCCAAAGGCCAUCAGUUCUUCUGUACCUGCGUUACUGGCCAAGCCAGUGACAACAUCUGUUGCUUCAGAAACAGCCUCAGGACAGAAGAUUGCUGUUCCUGCAACAUCACAUCAUUUUUGCUUUUCAAUAGACUUGAGGAGUAUCCAUGAUUUGGAGGUUGGCUUUCCAAUCAACUGUGUACUAAGGUACUCAUAUCCUUUCUUUGGAAGUGCAGCUCCUAUUAUGACUAACCCUCCUGUAGAAGUUCGGAAAAACAUGGAGGUUUUUCUUCCCCAGUCUUACUGUGCAUUCGAUUUUGCAACUUUGCCUCAUCAGCUCCAGGAUACCUUCCUAAGGAUUCCAUUGCUGGUUGAAUUAUGGCACAAAGAUAAAAUGAGUAAAGAUUCACUUCUGGGAAUCGCCAGAAUCCAACUUUCUAACAUCUUGUCUUCAGAAAAAACUCGCUUUUUAGGUUCUAGUGGUGAACAGUGUUGGCGACAAACUUUGAGUGAAAGCGUGCCUGUUGUCGCAACACAAGGGUCAAAUAACAGGAUAGUAGAUCUUUCUUACACAGUGACUUUAGAGGAUUACGGACUAGUGAAAAUGCGUGAGAUUUUUGUCUCUGAUUCAUCCCAGGGUUUAUCUGCUGUACAACAAAAGCCAUCUUCUGUUCCUCCAGCACCCUGUCCUUCAGAAAUCCAGACAGAGCCUCGUGAAACCUUAGAAUACAAAGCAGCACUUGAGCUAGAAAUGUGGAAAGAGAUGCAAGAAGACAUUUUUGAAAAUCAGCUAAAGCAGAAAGAACUGGCUCAUAUGCAAGCUCUUGCUGAGGAAUGGAAGAAAAGGGACCGAGAGAGAGAGUCACUAGUAAAGAAAAAGGUGGCUGAAUAUACUAUUCUUGAAGGAAAACUUCAAAAAACCCUAAUUGACUUGGACAAGCGAGAGCAGCAGCUUGCCAUUGCAGAAUCAGAGCUUCAAAGAGAAAGAAGGGAACUGAAAUCAGAGCGUGAACGGAACCUGCAAGAACUCCAGGAUUCUAUCCGGAGGGCCAAGGAAGAUUGUGUUCACCAAGUAGAGCUGGAAAGGUUGAAGAUGAAGCAACUAGAAGAGGAUAAACACCGACUUCAGCAGCAACUCAAUGAUGCUGAAAAUAAGUAUAAGACUUUAGAAAAAGAGUUCCAUCAGUUCAAAGAUCAGCAAAGCAGCAAACCAGAAAUUCGACUACAGUCUGAAAUAAAUCUUCUCACUUUGGAAAAGGUUGAACUUGAAAGAAAGUUGGAAUCUGCAACCAAGUCUAAACUGCAUUACAAGCAGCAGUGGGGACGAGCUUUGAAAGAACUUGCCAGACUUAAACAGCGAGAGCAAGAAAGUCAAAUGGCUCGUCUUAAAAAACAGCAGGAAGAACUGGAACAGAUGAGACUACGUUACCUGGCCGCUGAGGAAAAAGAUACAGUAAAAACCGAGAGACAAGAAUUGUUGGAUAUAAGAAAUGAACUGAACAGGUUAAGGCAACAAGAACAAAAACAGUACCCAGAUUCCAGAGAGAUUGCGAGUGGAAAAAUGGAUGGGCCCCGUGGCAGUGCACUGGAAGAAGGUUUGGAUGAUUAUUUGACUCGCCUAAUAGAAGAAAGGGAUACUUUGAUGAGGACGGGUGUGUAUAAUCACGAGGAUCGAAUAAUAAGUGAACUCGACCGACAGAUCAGAGAGGUUUUGGCAAAAAACAAUGCCAGUAACUAGUAACUUUUUGAAAAACUUUGCCUGAGACGCUGGGUCUAAAUUUUAAUUGUAAAGCCCUCAAACGAAGGGAAAUAGCUGUUUUAAAAUGCAGUUUUCAAUUUUUUAUAAGCAGAACUUUGUACGUUAUUGUAUAGUAUUUAUUUGGUUUUAUUUGCUGUGUGCUACCUCUCCCACCCUGGUUUAUGUGUAAUUGUAUUUUAUAUGCUCAGUUUUUAAAGACGUCAGUGUUUAUCAUUUCAUGGCUAACUUUCAAAACAGCUUUUCUCUAAAUUUGUUCUCAGAGAAAUGACUAUACUAAUUUCCAGUUAUAUAAUUUUUUAUGUUGAGCCAAAAGAGUGUAUGUUGCACUUUAAAAAUGCUGUUCAUUUGAAGAGAUAUCUUAAAAGUUGAUACCACUUAAAAUCCAACUAGUAUUAUUUAAUUCAUUUUAGAUUACCUUUUGUUAACUUGAAACAUUUGCAGAGAAGUCAUAUGUCAUCUAUUGAGUGACAAAUUAGUCAUUUAUUUAAGAUAAAGUUAGUACAGAUUAAACUUGUUUCGAUAGCUAUUAAAUUUUCAAACUUAAGAAUAUGAAGUAAUAGCUUAAUAAGUCUUCUCUGUCAGUCUCCUGCUCAAGAUUGCAUUGUUUUCUUUUUUUUUUUAAGAUUGCAUUGUUUUCUUUUGUUGAAAGAGAUUUCAUUGUCCGGUAAUAGUAAUACUAGUUGUUAACAUAAACCCUCUGUAAUAAAACAAGAAAGCAGACACACAAACGCUUCAGCUAAGAAAGUAGAGUGGAAACCUAUUUUUGAUUUUCCCUAGUUUUAAUCAAUCUUUUACAAAAGUACAUGAGACUAAGUCAUUGUAUCGAUGUAGUGCCAUGUCAAUAUAAAUUUUUAAGGACUCCUUUAUGUAAAAUUGUUCAGAGCAAACAUUUGCCCUCAGAGCAACACUUUCCACUUCCUUUUACCAGGUACUGAAAAGGUUUAAUUAGCAAAUUCACAGAUUAGGUCAGCUUUACAAUAGAUGUAGUUUAAAAUUUCUUAUUCCCAAAUAUAAUAAAUUUAAGUAUAUACUUUAGGAAGUAUAUACUAUUUACUGAUAACGUCCACAAAAGCAGAAUAGGCUAUUUUCUUUGUUUUCAAGGAGGUAUAUUUCUUGUUUGGGAAAUUAAAGUCCCUCCAUGCUUUAUAUUUUCUUUUUUUCCCUUAUUACCAAGUGUUAAUCCAGAAACAACCCAACAGUAAAUCCAGAAAUUACUGAAUGAGAGAAUAAUAAAUAUGAGAAUUAUAGAAAGAAUGUGAAAUAUUAAUUAUGGCUAAACAUUUUCUCUCAUUGAUUUUUGUGCCACAUGAAAAGAAGUAUUCUUUUUGUUUGGGAAGGUCUGGGGUAAAACAUUGUGACUGUGCCUUCAGCUGCCUGUGUGCUGCAUGUGAUGUUUUCAAACACUAGAGGGGGCCUUAGAUUUAAAGAAACAAAAGGGACAGUUGUAAGUGGGUGUGUGGUUUGCCUUCUCUAAUCUUUUGGCUAUGUAUUUUAUCAAAUAAAAAUCAUAAUUGUACACA
This is a messenger RNA of Bubalus bubalis (water buffalo), 5060 nucleotides long. It is a transcript of the gene CEP120, whose product is annotated as centrosomal protein 120. The transcript has 23 exons. NCBI's taxonomy places the organism in Eukaryota, Metazoa, Chordata, Mammalia, Artiodactyla, Bovidae. Gene Ontology annotation, biological process: centrosome cycle; positive regulation of centriole elongation; interkinetic nuclear migration. Gene Ontology annotation, cellular component: centriole; centrosome. The coding region runs from base 556 to 3519 and encodes 987 amino acids. The record is from RefSeq and is a predicted model, not a curated record.